Messenger RNA from Rhododendron vialii, 1988 nucleotides. RefSeq names its product polyol transporter 5-like. Gene Ontology annotation, cellular component: membrane. Gene Ontology annotation, molecular function: carbohydrate transmembrane transporter activity. Gene Ontology annotation, biological process: transmembrane transport. The record is from RefSeq and is a predicted model, not a curated record. The transcript has 4 exons. NCBI's taxonomy places the organism in Eukaryota, Viridiplantae, Streptophyta, Magnoliopsida, Ericales, Ericaceae. Bases 89 to 1693 code for a protein of 534 amino acids.
AUCAUCGCCGAAGGAAUAUCAGUCAUCUCCUCAUGGUAGUAUCUCUCUCUCUCUCUCUCUCUCUCUCUCUCUCUCUCUCUCCUAAAUCAUGAUGGAUGCCAAGAAGCCAGAGAACUAUCAAUUUUCAGACGAACGACCCAUUGAGGCAUUUGAUAGCCCUCGAAAACCAAAACGAAACAAGUAUGCUUUUGCUUGUGCCAUGUUAGCCUCCAUGACUUCCAUCUUACUGGGUUACGAUGUUGGGGUGAUGAGUGGGGCCGGACCCUUCAUCCAAGACGAUCUCAAAAUCUCCGACGUCCAGCUGGAAAUCGUCAUGGGAAUCAUCGAGCUCUAUUCCCUCCUCGGUGCCGCCGCAGCUGGCCGGACCUCCGAUUGGGUGGGCCGCCGGUACACAAUCGUGAUCGCGGCCGCACUCUUCUUUGCCGGAGCCCUUUUCUCUGCCGUGGCCACCAACUACGCCAUCCUAAUGGUGGGCCGAUUUAUCGCCGGGCUCGGCGUCGGGUUUGCCCUCCUUAUCGCCCCGGUCUACACCACCGAGCUCGCCCCUGCCUCCUCCCGUGGAUUUCUCACCUCUUUCCCAGAAGUCUUCAUCAACGCUGGUGUUUGUCUGGGAUUUAUAUCAAACUAUGCAUUCGAGAAUCUUCCACAAAACCUAGGAUGGCGGGUCAUGGUCGGACUCGGAGUGGUUCCCCCAAUCUUCUUGGGCCUAGGGGUCCUCACCAUGCCCGAGUCACCUCGGUGGCUCGUUUUACAGGGUCGGCUCGGCGAGGCAAAGCGGAUUCUCGACAAGACUUCAGACUCGAAAGAGGAGGCUCAGCUCCGUCUCAACGAAAUCAAGGAAGCCGCGGGGAUCCCCGAGGAGUGCAACGACGACGUCGUUCAAGUGUCGAAGCGGAGUCACGGCGAAGACGUUUGGAAGGAGUUCUUUAUCCGCCCCACGCCCACCGUCCUACAUAUUCUCAUUUGCGGAGUUGGAAUUCACUUCUUCCAGCAAGCUUCUGGCAUAGAUGCCGUCGUUUUGUACAGCCCUAAAAUAUUUGGAAAAGCAGGUAUAACAAGCAAUUCCCACAAGCUACUCGCCACCGUGGCCGUAGGAUUUUGCAAGACCGUAUUCGUUCUCGUGGCCACAUUUUUACUGGAUCGGGUCGGGCGCCGACCGUUACUUUUAAGCAGCGUUGGGGGAAUGAUCGUGUCCCUCGGGACUCUAGGCACGUGCUUGACGAUCAUUGACCGAUCGCAGAAGAAAGUGAUGUGGGCUGUUGCUCUGGCUAUUGUAUCGAUGCUAUCUUUCGUCUCGACAUUCGAGAUCGGGAUGGGGCCCAUCGCGUGGGUCUAUAGCUCGGAGAUCUUCCCGUUGAGGCUGCGGGCGCAGGGGACGGCUAUGGGAACGGCUAUGAACCGUUUGAUGAGUGGGGUCAUAUCGAUGACUUUUCUCUCCCUCACCAAGGCGAUCACGACGGGCGGGGCCUUCUUCCUUUUCAUGGGAGUGGCAAUCGCAAGCUGGAUUUUCUUUUACACGCUGUACCCAGAAACGCAAGGGAAAACCCUCGAGGAGAUGCAGGUCUUAUUUGGUACCUUCUUUAAGUGGAGGUCGACAAUGAGGGAAUUGGAGAACAAUAAGGUUGUUAGUAAAGAAGAUAGCAACAGUGAUUCUGAUGGCCACAUUGAGUUGGGGACUACUACUAUCGGUUGAUGAGUCGGGUCAAUGUUGGAUAUUACUUUCGUGACUGAGCUUCAAAAAUUCGUUCACGCCAAUUGCCUCUCCCUUUCUAUGUACUAGUGGUGCCGGCAAGUGUGUUGCACGUGGUUGUCCGGUUUGCCUAGCUGUUAGGUAUCGUGAUUUUUUCUUUUUCUUGAGCGGGUCUUCGUUAUAGCGUUGCUUUAUGAUUCUGGUUGAUCUUGCAGUACAACAUUGGUUACCCGCAGGAAGCCAAGAAAAUGUAUUAUACAUAAGUCCAUUUUCGUGAACGAUCUACUCAAGUUCGUAA